CAUGUGCAGGCCCACGAGUACACGCCUCAGGAUAGCCCGUACUAUGGAUCCACUGGCAAAGCAGAUCUUUAAAGGAGUUUUAGUAGCUGAACUUGUGGGCAUUUGGGGAGCAUAUUUUUUGUUCAGAAAGAUGAAUACAAGUCAAGAGUUCAGGCAAACAAUGAGAAAUUAUUGCAAGUCCACUGAACACUCUGGAAUGUACGGAAUCAGAGAGCAAGAUCAAGAAAAGUGGCUGAACAGCAAAAAUUAGGAAUUUGACCAUCAAUCAAGGUUUGCCCUAUUUCAUAGUAUCAGGCAAGAUUAAAACUCCAAAGUUGACAUGGAUGGA
Kogia breviceps (pygmy sperm whale) is the source of this 328-nucleotide messenger RNA. RefSeq names its product protein CEBPZOS-like. Lineage: Eukaryota; Metazoa; Chordata; Mammalia; Artiodactyla; Physeteridae. The record is from RefSeq and is a predicted model, not a curated record.